GCAUGGAAGGGAAGGCUCACGGUUUCACGGGUUUCCCACUAGCGACUAGCGUCAGAUAAGCGAGCCUGCAUCCGCUGGAUUCAGGGGAAGACGCGCGCCAGUGGUAUCACCAGCUUCAGGACUCAGGAGUGACCAACUAAUCAAGCUCCAGCUGGCUGACCAUGCGGAACGUCAUUCGGUUACUAUUCGUGCAUCUGCCUCUCCUUUCCCUCGUUGCGGCUACUCGUCAACGCCAAUUGCCGACCCGCGAAGGUAUCAAGUGGCUGCGGGAAGAACGAAGUGCUCUCGUCCGCCUCGAUAUUCCUGAGCUGCCCCUGUGGAAUACAGAGGAGCAGAUCGGCGAAGACCAACCGAGUGCUCUGAUCUUCAACUUCACGCUCUCUCACGACAACCGCAUACUUGCUCUCAAUGGCAUUCCCAUCCUGCCCCUCGAAAACGCCUACGUCCCUCCACGUCUCUUCGCGUAUCAGACCUCGGAGACAUUAACCCAAUUCGAAAAUGAUACUAUUGCCGACUACAACAACUGCCCCCUAUUCUUCCUCGACUACUCUCGCAUAGUCCCGCAAGCCGAAGAUGGCUUCCAGCAAUUCUACAACUACACGCCGAGCCUCAACCUCGACAUCCUGGGGGCGAGCAUCGCGGGCUACAAUGCCCUCCUCCCCGCCGACAACCAACGCUUCAUCCGCCUCACCCUCCACCAGGUCGAACCACGCUCCACUCCCAUAUCCCUCCUCUCCUUCAAAAUCGCAGAUAUAUAUCUAGAAGAUCGGGGCCCCAAUAAUCAGUUCAAGAGCCCAGAAAGUUUGAAACCAUGUACGGCAUGGUCAUGGCUUUGUCCCGACAAGCCAGCUUAUCCUUGGUAUCAAUACAUAUAUCGGCAGAAUUUUGACGAGUAUGGGAGGAUUGGAUCGAUGCGCCAUCUUAUACAUAUGAAGUGGGCGACCUUGAUAGAGGUGUAUGGCGUUGCCCAGGUUGCCAUCAUUAGUUCCGCUGUUGGAAUUGUGAUUCUUUCACUAAUAGGAUAUGGUAUUUAUAGAGUUUUCAAGAGGGCGCAAGAGUUAUGGCAAAAGCGGCUUGGAGAUAUCGAUGCGUGGACGGCGGAUGAGGAGAUUGGAGGGCUGCUGGAUGACGAGGAAGAGGAGGAAGAAGGUGAUAAUUAUGUUGGUAAGGACGUGGUGGAGAUGGAAGACUGGACUGGGAACGCAGACGCUGAGAAGCCUCUGCCUCCUCCUCCUGUUCCUCCCCCAGUUCCUCCCAAGGCUGGAGAGCCUUCUCGUUCAUGAAGUCAUGAAGAUGGACGACUGCACAUAAUACCCAUUUGAUCUUUUGAAUAUAUCAAAUACCCCCACGUCUCUUGCCCACCGCAAGCGUGUAACCGUCCAACUGAGACCUUU
This is a messenger RNA of Hyaloscypha bicolor E, 1394 nucleotides long. RefSeq lists its product as uncharacterized. The record is from RefSeq and is a predicted model, not a curated record. The transcript has a single exon. The coding region runs from base 162 to 1283 and encodes 373 amino acids. Lineage: Eukaryota; Fungi; Ascomycota; Leotiomycetes; Helotiales; Hyaloscyphaceae.